Messenger RNA from Perkinsus marinus ATCC 50983, 993 nucleotides. RefSeq lists its product as hypothetical. The record is from RefSeq and is a predicted model, not a curated record. The transcript has 3 exons. NCBI's taxonomy places the organism in Eukaryota, Perkinsozoa, Perkinsida, Perkinsidae. The coding region runs from base 1 to 993 and encodes 330 amino acids.
AUGUCUACUAACUCCAUCUUAUCUCCGGGUCGUCUUCCAUGGUGGGUUAUCGCACAAUCGGCUAUUUCGGUCCACAACAGCAGCAAGAUAGCACUAUAUGGUUUCAGUCCCUCUGAGUUGGCCUUUGGCAUUGCUGAUCCUUUUCUCCCUUCAGCAGCUCUACUUGACCCGCAGUCUGAUGCGGAAGCUUCCUCUAUCGAUCAGUUUAAUGAUUCUUGGUCAGAGUUUCGUAAUCAACUUGUCGAUAAUUUCUAUAUUACUAGAGCCAUCGCUGAUGAUGUAGCUCAUAAGCUUGAAAUGAUUCACUUGGCUCACGAAGUGCCCUUGCACACUUUUUCUCCUGGAGAUCAGGUUCGGCUCUGUCGACUGGAGAACAGCCACAGAGUCUUACGCGGGCCUUUCACUGUUACGGACUUCCAUCCUUCUAACCCCUAUCUCUAUCGUCUUUCAGAUUGGCCGGGAUGGGUAAGUCUUGGUCAACUACUACCCUUUCGUCAAGAUUCAUCCCUUGACGAUUUCACCAACGCUGUUCAUCCUCAUGAAGCCUAUACCUCCGGUAUUUUCUCGCUCUCCUUGCCUGACGACGUGAAGAUUGAGUUACAUGAUGCCGAGGCCGGCAACUUUGUGAUAAUAGCUGAGGAUGAUACAACUGGUCCUGAACCUACCAGAACCCUCCGUAUUGGUGAGAUUGACCAGAAGCUUCCUGAUGGUUUCAAGAUCAUUGUGUUGAACAAAUCUGCCCGUGGCUCCUGGACUCUACCACCAGCUCGUGAUCGUGUUUCCUUCACAUGGGAUGUCAAUUUUGCUGAUGUUAUCGGUGUCUUCCGCCCUACACGGACACGACGACUGCCCCCAUCUCUUCUCUCUUGGUUGAAGACACAUGGAGCUAUAUGCCGUUUCGCUACCUCUUUUGCAUCUGUUCCGCAUGACGUUUUAAGGGUUGUUGGGAAACGAAUUGCUGAGCAGGAAAUCUUGGAUGUUGCUGCUCGUUGA